AUUCUUUUUCGGAAAGUAAAAACUAAAUAAUAUUGAUAUUACAAUUAACAAAAAAUAAUAAUAAUAAAUUUAACAUAAAUUAAUCUAUAUGCUUAUUAUUUAUUUUAACGUAAAAUGAACGUCAUUUGCUCUAUAUGUAGCGAACAGUUGAUACAAUCAGAUGAUAUUUUUUAUACAAGAUGUGGACAUGUAUUUCAUUUGCAUUGCUUAACACAAUGGCUUGAAAGAUCAAAAAGUUGUCCACAAUGUAGAGAAAAAGUCACACAAAGUAAAAUACAUAGGCUCUAUUUCACAUUUCCAAGUAAUGAAGUAGUUGAAUUUCAAGGUUCUACAUUACAAGAGAAAGUGGAUAACUUAAAAUUUCAAAUUUUAUUAAAGGAAAAAGACAUUCAAUAUUAUUCUUCAAAAAAUGUUACUUUAGAAAAACAAAAUGCUGGUUUAAAACAAGAGGUUCGAAAAGUAGAAAGUGAAAUUAACAAAAAAAAUGCAGCAAUACAUGCUUUGAAAGAACAAAUUAAUUACUUUAAAGAGCAAAGUUCACACUGUGAUAAUUUAAAAAAAGAAAUUGUUCAAUUAAAAAAUAAGAUUGAAGAUCUUAAACCAAUACAGGUAUUAUUACAUGCACCUAUUAGUGAUGUUAGUAAAAUGGUUGGAAAAACUAAAGAUCCUGAAACACUUACUAUGUAUAUUUCUAUUAUGAAAAAAGAAUUAAUUGGAAGAUUUAAUAAAUGUAAACAAUUACGCAUGAGUAUUAAGAAGCUUCAAGAAAAACUUUCUAAAGUUAAUAUGAAAAAUGAUACAUCAUUAGAAGAGCAGUCAAAACAAAUGGAUUUUGAAGAAAAAUUAGCAUUUUCAGAAAGCAAAAAUAUGGCAUUACAAAAACGGGUUGAUGAAUUAGAAGAGAUACUUGGUAUUAGUGAUAAAUAUAAUAAUGAAUUAGAAAUUAAAAAAUCAGAAAAUAAGAAUAAUGUCUCUAAAGAAAACUUGAUUGAAAGUUCAUCAAAAAAAAGUAAUCAAAAUAUAUCAAGUACAAGUACUUUAUUAAGUUGCACAAAACAAAAAAUUGAAAAGACAUUUGUGUACGAUACUAAACAUGAACAAGAAAGGAUAUAUGAUUAUCCAAUAGAAAAUGAUACAAGUGAUUCGGAAAUAGAUUUUAUAGAUUGUAGUUCUUCUAACAAUUCUCCAAUAGUUUCUAAAAAAUUUAAAUUAUCAGAAAAUGACGUAGAAGAAACUUUAAAUAAAAAUGAUAAUAAUACAUUCUCAAAUUCUUCUAUAUCAAAAAAAAAAAGAAAACAAAAUAUCAAAAAAAAAAUAUCUGAUAAUGAAUAUAACCAUGAUAGUCAUGUGGUCGAUUUAACAUGGUUUGAAUUUCAUAAAAGAUUGAUGUUAUUGAAUGAACAAAGUGUGUUAGAAAUUAACGCCUUGCGAGAAGAAAGUACGAAGGAAUGGUUUGUUUCUCUUGGGAAGAUUCCUAUUCUUAUAUAUGAAGCUAUACAAAUUGAUAUAUGGAAACAUAAAGUAUUUCCACUUUUGAUAGAAAUGAAUGAAGAACCAAAAAAUACUUUUAUGCUAUUCACAAUAUUUUAUCACGAAGAUAUUGCAGUUUCUUUAUUAGAAAAUGUAUUAUUUCACUGUGAAAGUGCAGAAACUUUGAAUGAUUCUAUUCUUGAUCUUGUUGAUUAUGCUGUUAAAUCUGUAUCUCUACUCAUUGAUGUAUCGAAUGUUGAAAUAUAUGAAAAUGUAAAAGAUCCAAAUUCAUGUCUUGAAGAAAUUUUUGAAAAAAAGAAAGAAUUCGAAUUUGAUAUUGGUAUACGUUGCAUUUCAAUUCUUCGUUACUUGGCUGAAUUUGCAGACAAAUUACCAUUAUAUGUAUUAUCACGAUUAUUAACUACACAUGAUGUACCCUACUUGCUUGUUGAACUUAUUGAGAAACAUCCAUGGACAAAAAAAAAUACAGAAGGAGAAAAUAUGACAUAUAAUGGUGGCUGGAGAAAAACAAAAUUAAAUGAAGAGGAAAAGAUUUCUAAGAUAGAAGGACAAAUUUGGUUAGGUUUGCGAGAAUUAUUACUUAAUCCAAAAAGUGCAUCUUAUUACGAAAUUACUGAACAUAGAUUCUUUAAACUAUUAAAGUUACAGAAAUAUUUGCAUGAAUGUGUAGUAGAUCAAAUUUCUCCUUUAAUGGAUUUAAAACGAUGGUUAAAUUAUUUAAAUGUAUCAUCACCUAAUACUAAUGCAUCACGAGCAGUAAAUGUGGAACUCAUACCACAGAUAAGAUCAUCAAUAAUGGAGAAAUAUCAUAAAAAAUGGAAAAAAUUAGCAAAAAAUCAAUCAAAAUUUAUAUACACAACAGAUGCUGAUUAUAUAAAAAAUGCAGCUCAAAUCUUAAGUGAUGCAUAUGAUUUAGAUAAACUAGAUUGCAUUGAUAUUAAAGAAUGUUUUUUAUGUCAUGAAGAAGCAAAAAAACGUUGUUCCAAAUGUAAAGAAGCUUGGUAUUGUGGAAGGGAAUGUCAAAUAAAAGAUUGGAUUAAACAUAAAAAUAUUUGCGACAAAAUAACAAAAAAUAUAGAAAAUAAAUAAAAGGUUUAAUUCUAAAACUAUUUUUAGAAAAAAAUUUUUAUCAUCUUUUUAUUAUUUUGUCUUCAAUGAUUAAAUUAAAUAAAUUAAAAAUUAUUCAUGAA
Molecule: messenger RNA, 2681 nt
Organism: Apis cerana (Asiatic honeybee)
Lineage: Eukaryota; Metazoa; Arthropoda; Insecta; Hymenoptera; Apidae
Product: zinc finger MYND-type containing 10
Biological process (GO): motile cilium assembly; inner dynein arm assembly; outer dynein arm assembly
Cellular component (GO): cytoplasm; centriolar satellite
Molecular function (GO): zinc ion binding
Source: RefSeq, a predicted model, not a curated record